UUUUGUUAUUCAAAAUGUUGGAUACAAACAUCCAAAACAUAAAUGUUCCAGAUAUAAACUUUCCAGAUAUAAAUAUUCAAGACAUAAGUAUUCAAGAUACAAAUAUUCAAGAUAUAAAUGUUCAAGAUAUAUUCAAUGAAAUAUCACAAGAUUGUAAAUAUUGUACAACUAAAUAUGCUUCUUCAACAUCUACUGAAACUUUAAAAGAACAUGUAAAAAAAAAUCAUUUUGAUAUUUAUAAACAAAAAACAAAAUCUGAAAUUAUUCCUUAUAAUCAAGAAGAACAGCUUGAAUAUAAUAAAUAUCUAAUUAACUGGAUAAUUAAAAGUUUACAACCAUUUUUAGUAACUGAGAAAGAAUCAUUUUAG
This is a messenger RNA of Dentiscutata heterogama, 368 nucleotides long. Lineage: Eukaryota; Fungi; Glomeromycota; Glomeromycetes; Diversisporales; Gigasporaceae. The record is from the annotation of a GenBank genome assembly.